Orbilia oligospora ATCC 24927 is the source of this 468-nucleotide messenger RNA. RefSeq lists its product as uncharacterized. Bases 1 to 468 code for a protein of 155 amino acids. The record is from RefSeq and is a predicted model, not a curated record. Lineage: Eukaryota; Fungi; Ascomycota; Orbiliomycetes; Orbiliales; Orbiliaceae. The transcript has a single exon.
AUGAGGACUUUAUCGACGUAUUGGCCGCAGGUGGGGCUUAAAAAUGCGGAUAUCGAGAUGCUUGAGACUGCGCUGGAGACGAAAUUUAGUACUAGCAAUGAUUUCCCGGUGCUUCGGAGCAUUAUAUUCUGUGGAUACAGAGAUUUUGCAGAUCAUAGACGGAAUAUAACCGCCACUUGUGUUAUUUCGAGAACUGGGAGUAGGAAGCCUGGGGAGGAGUUUGAGUUUAAAUGGCAUGGUAAUCUUGGGAAUUAUCAGGAUGAUCCUGGCUUUGCAGAUAGUUUGUUGGAUGAUUCUUCGGAUGAGGAGUGGGAAGAAGGGAAUACUGAUGAAGAUGAAAGUGAAUUUGGUGAGGAAGAUGAUGUUGGAAUAGAAGAAGAUGAUGAAGAACAAGGGGAGGAGGAGGAAGAAUAUGAUAGUGAAUAUUUUGAGUAUUUGGCAUCGGAUGAUGAGUUUUAUGACAAAUGA